GACUGAAGACUGACUGAAAUGUCAGUACCUAGGUAAUUUAUCCCGUUUUGUUGAUGAUUAUCUAUCAUAUUUUUACUUCGAAUAAAUAAAAAUAUACAAUUUUGUAGGUACGUAGCAGCUGUUUCAUAAUAUCUAUAUUAGCUGAAAAAUGUAGCUGUUUAUUGUGUAACCAAAAAGAACUGUCUAAAAUGAGUGUUAAGAAGGGAAAAGGUCCUGUGUUCGACCCAGGUCUUUGCAGAUGUUGCGGUGCUAUGAAAAAGUGCAGAGUUUUGAAUGUUGCGUAUGAAUAUAUGGGUGAAGCACUGGUGUAUUCAGACCUGCUGAUGGAUUGCUUUGGUUUACUUGUGUCCCAUCUUGAUGGUAAGCCAUCGGAGCGCCUCAUAUGUGCCACGUGCGUGAUGAGACUCCGAGACGCGUGCAGCUUCCGCAAGCAGGUGCUGCAGUGUGAAGAGGCGUUCCUGCAGAUGAAAAUGUUAGACGGGGAUCGGGAAGAUCAAAAGCACGCCAUCAAUCAUAUGCAGAUGGAAGAGGCGAUAGUGGAAGGAGCUCCUAAAAUUGAGCUCCAGUUGAAGGUGGAGGCUGACGGGAGCGGCGGCUCCGGAUGCGAGGACGCGGGAACUGAUUACGACCAACAAAACGAAACAGCUGAUGUUAAACCUGAGAAUAUCGAUGACAUGUCUAACGAUGACAUACCUCUGAAUCAGCUGAUGAGGGGCCCCGGGGCCCCGUCGCCGGGGCCCGCGGGCCCUGACCUGGGUACUAAUGGAGUCACACAGUCACAAAUUGUUCAAAAACCAAAACUUCCAAUGUCAAAAGUGCAACAGCUGAUUCGAGAAAGAGACCCGUCCUACAUGACAGAGACGAAUAUACUAACCAUAUUGGAGUUCUCAUACGUCUGCCCGUUCAAGUGCAGGCACAACCAUCUCCUGUGCUACUACUGCGGUCAAAACUUCACCGAUCCGCAACACAUGAGAGAACACACAGAAACGUACCACCAUCCGAGGAAAUUCAAAAUCACCGAACACAAGAACAUGAUUAAAAUCGACUUAACAAGAAUCGAUUGUCGAUUGUGUACGCAAAUAAUUACAACACUGGAAGAAUUCAAAAUUCACAUAACAUCGAUGCACGGGAAACAUUACUAUUUCAAUUAUAAAGAUUCGGUUUUGCCAUUCCGUUUGACGAAAGAUUUGAAGUGCGCGCUGUGUGAAGUGAACUUUCCGUAUUUCCAUGCGUUGAACAAGCAUAUGAACGAACAUUUUAGUAAUUACGUGUGUGAAACGUGUGGUUUGGGUUUUGUGGACAAGGGCAGGUUUGUGAUGCAUCAACAAAGGCAUGACGAAGGUGACUUUCCGUGUGAAAGUUGUGGAAAAGUGUUCAAGGCGCAGUAUAAUCGAGAUCUUCAUAUAGACAGGGUACAUAAGAAAAAAGGUCGUGUUUAUUGCCCUAAAUGUGACAUAAAGCUCAUGUCAUACCCGCAAAAGCUCAAACAUCUAGUGGAAGUCCACGGUGAAGCGCCAUUAAGCUUUCCCUGUAAUAUGUGUGAUAAAAUCUUUGAAACAAGACGAAUGCUCACUAUACAUAGGAGGAAGGAUCACCUUAAAGAUUAUAGAUACGAGUGCCAGUGUUGUGGGCAGAAGUUUUUCACCCGGUUCGCACUGAACAACCACAUGCCGACGCACACGGGCGAGAGGAACUUCAAGUGUAAAGUCUGCGAAAAGUGUUAUCCGCGACUGAAGACACUCAAAGACCACAUGAGGAUACACACAAACGACAGACGCUACAGAUGCCACAUAUGCGGACAAGCGUUCAUACAGAAUUGUAGUUUGAAGGGACAUAUGAAGAGUCAACACCCUGAAUACGGAUAAAAGUCACAUUUUUAAGUAUAUUUCUAUGUAUGUUAGUCUGUAAGGUGUCACUAUAUAGUAUAAAAUAUAGUCGCUGCCCGGUGUCUGUCUUAUAUAUGCUUAGAUUUUGAAAUGUGUGUCUUGGAUGUUUAUCUAUAUAUGUAUUUGUUAUAAAAUAUAGUAUCGUUGAGUUAGUAUCCCAUAACACAAGUCUCGAACUUACUUUGGGGCCAGCUCAAUCUGUGUGAUUUGUCCUAAUAUAUUUAUUUAUGUAUUAAAACUACGCAACGUAUUUUGAUGCGGUGUUUUUUAAUAGAUAGAGUAUUCAAGAGGAAAGUUUAGGUGUAACCUAUGAUUUAUUUAUGUUUUUACCAGGAAUUAUUAAAUAUUAGUCAAGAAUCAAAAAACUCGCAUCAAAAUCCGUUGAGCAGUUUUAAAGGUCUAAGCAUACAUAGGGACAGACAGCGGGCAGCGACUUUGUUUUAUACUAUAAUAGUGAUAGUGAUUUAUUUGCGAUUAUUUAUUUAUUUAAGAUUAAAAAUACACACUAUCGACUUAAAUGAUAUAUCGAUAUCGAUAUGUCACAAUAUUAUCGAAUCGUUAACAACUAUCGAUUCUAUUGGUUGUCUUAACAAUACUGCCUGUCUGUUUGAAUGAAUAUUUAAUACAUAAAUAAAGAUAGUAAAACGAAACAAUAAAUUUUAUAUACAGGGUUACUGUUACUGGUACCAAACGCAAAACCUCCUAAAGACUACUUGGGCACAUCGAAACAAGCAACUUUUAUUCUACGACUAUUCGUGAUUCGUAGUUCUUUUUCUUCAUAUAAAUAAAUACAAUAUAAUUUGCGAUUCUACACAUGUUAACUCUAUGUAACAGCCAAGCAACACGGAAUCGAAUAUAGAGUUAACGUUUUAUAGAAACGACAUUAAAACUAAAAAAGGAAAAUUUUUGUAUUUAUUACGUUUAGACAAAAGCCGUAGAACAAAAGAUGUCAGUCUCUAUGUACCUUAUGCGCCUUUGGAAGGUUAUGCGUUAGAUACCAGUAACCCUGUAUAAAUAAUUUUGAUUGUCAAAAUUGUCUUGUACGCCUGGGGGCCUACCACGAAACACGUAACACGUCAUUGCGUUCACACGAAGAGUACACGACAUGGUAAAAAGAGACACCAUGUGGAUGUUGGUAACGUGCUACGAAUUUGUGUGUUCCGUGGUAGGCUUUCAGUUCAACCAGAGUUCUUAAUAAAAUAAAAUUCAUAGAAAAGUUUAAGCACAAAAUAUGUUUUGUCUCUCUCUCUCGCUCGACUUUGGGACGGUUACAUUCGGAGCUGUGAGGCCUCGUGAGGGUUCGUAAAGGUUAAAAUUAACAUUAAAUGGAGAUGCGACUAUGCUUUUACAAUCUGCCCUGACGUAUACCAUCUUUGGGAAUGCUGUCGACGACCUCGGUGGCGCAGUGAUAAAGUGCUUGCCUCUGAACCGAGAGGUCCCGGGUUCGAUACCCGGUCGGGUCAUGAUGGAAAAUUAUCUUUCUCUGAUUGGCCCGGGUCUUGGAUGUUUAUCUAUAUAUGUAUUUGUUAUGAAAUAUAGUAUCGUUGAGUUAGUAUCCCAUAACACAAGUCUCGAACUUACUUUGGGGCCAGCUCAAUACAGAUUGAGCUAGCCCCAAAGUAAGUUCGAGACUUGUGUUAUGAAGAUACAGAAAGAGACAAAAGAUAGUGUGACCACAACCUCAAAUAGGACCUCCUCAAAAAUCCUCCUAAUCCCUAGGAAUAUAGUCUUAAUAUAGGUAGACAACUAUAAAUAUAUUAGGACAAAUCACCUGUGUGAGGUAAGUGUGGUCACAUUAUCUUUUGUCUCUUUCUGUCAAUGGCAAAUGCUACAAAGUGCGUUAAGGACAAAACAUAUUUUAUCUUAAAGUAUGUUACAAAUGUAUUUAUCUUAAAAUUUAAUUUUAAUUGGAAUUUUAUUUAGCCCUCUGUCUUUUUGAUUAAUUCCUAAUCGACAUUUUAUUUUUUGAAUAUUCAUUUUAAAUAAAUUACAUAAUGAAUUUUAACUGUUUUUUUUUAAAUAAAUAACAGUAAAUAUAAUGUAAUUUUUAAUUGUAAUAAUAAAUUAAUAUGUUUUAUA
Plodia interpunctella (Indianmeal moth) is the source of this 3965-nucleotide messenger RNA. Its product is annotated as zinc finger protein 260-like. The coding region runs from base 189 to 1865 and encodes 558 amino acids. Gene Ontology annotation, biological process: regulation of transcription by RNA polymerase II. The transcript has 8 exons. Lineage: Eukaryota; Metazoa; Arthropoda; Insecta; Lepidoptera; Pyralidae. Gene Ontology annotation, cellular component: nucleus. Gene Ontology annotation, molecular function: DNA-binding transcription factor activity, RNA polymerase II-specific; zinc ion binding. The record is from RefSeq and is a predicted model, not a curated record.